Molecule: messenger RNA, 1818 nt
Organism: Tricharina praecox
Lineage: Eukaryota; Fungi; Ascomycota; Pezizomycetes; Pezizales; Pyronemataceae
Product: Alpha/Beta hydrolase protein
Exons: 2
Coding region: 120-1628 (502 amino acids)
Source: RefSeq, a predicted model, not a curated record
CCGGGGACAGCGACGAAAAGAGGUCCUGAGGCCCUGAUCUGCGAAAAACAAACUCAACACCUACAGGAAAAGCACCACCAGCCCCACCCUCCCCUCAAUUCGCCGACAUCAACAACGAUAUGACGGACAAAACUACCAUCGAGCACCCUACACUCGGUGCCAUCACCGGCCUCAGAACCGGCGGUGUCGCCUCGUUCCGCGGAAUCAGAUAUGGAACUCUAUCCUCCCGCUUCGCCGCUAGCGAGAUCAACAACACCGCACCACCCGACGGCGACGCGACAACAUACGGUCCCGAGCCGCUGCAGAACCCCGCUGCCUGUGGUAUCGAGUGGUUUCUCAUUGGCGCACGAUGCGCGCCGGAGCCCGGUUUCCAGCAGAAGUGGAGCGGCACCGAGUGUCUCAACCUGAACAUCACCGCUCCCGUAACUCUGCCAGCAGAAAAGCUGCCGGUCCUGGUGUUCAUCCAUGGUGGCGCAAACAUGCACGGCGCCGCUUCGUGGCCGCAAUACAACCCCAGUCCGCUUGUCGCGACCUCCGUCGCCUCCUCCACGCCGAUCAUCGUGGUCAGCAUCAACUACCGUACAAACGUCUUCGGCUUCCUUCACAUUCCCGGGCAGGCCACAAAUCGGGGACUGAACGACCAGCUCACGGCCCUCGCGUGGAUCCGCGCCAACAUCGGAGGCUUCGGCGGAGACCCGGAGAACAUCACGCUCAUCGGCCAAUCCGCCGGCUCCGCUGCCGUCGGCUUCCACAUCGCCGCCGGUGUCUCCGGUGUGAAGCGCGCGAUAAUGAUGAGCGGCGACCCCGGGCUCAUGGCCGCGCUCCCGGAGGACGUGCACGCCGCCACCUACAAGAGCGUGUGCGAAGCGCUGUCCAUUCCGUUCAACGACCUUGUCGAGUCCCUGGAGUCCGCGCCACAGAAGGCGUUCUACGAGAUGCUCCCGGCAGACAUAAUGUACCGGCCGAUCUCGCCGCUGCCCAGCGGCUCGGGCGACAAGAUUGCCGCGCUGAUGGUGGGCGACACUGCGCACGACGGUGGCAUCCUCGUGCCCCUCUCCCUCGGCCCCGCCAGGGAGGGCCUCGCGGAAACACUCUGCGAGUACUUCUCGAUCCUCCCCGAGUCGUUCAGCCAGCUGUACAGACUGCAGCCCACGCUCUCGCCGCUUGAGGCGCGCUCCAGAUUACUCGAUAUCCUGACCGACUGGGCGUUCUCCGUUUCGGCGGUGGCCGCCGCAAAGGACGGAGACGUCCCAACGUACCUCUACCACUUCAACCAGGAGAAUCCGUGGCCGGCUUCGCAGUUUAACCCCUGGGCUGGCCAGGCGAACCAUAUCCUCGACCUUGCGUAUCUGAUGGGUAACUAUCCGCAGCUCGAGGAGGGCAAAGUCGGCGAGGAGAUGAGAAAGGCGGUGGUGACGUUUGUGACGGGUGGGGAGCCGUGGGAGAAGUAUGCCGAGAACAAACAGGUGGCCGUUUUUGAAGAUAAGGACGGGAAAGGGAAGAGCGUUACCGCCAGUGGCGAGAAGGACGGAAGGGAGAGGGCUGCGGGCUGGUGGAGGGUGGUAGAGGAGGCGGGAGGGUUGAAUAAGGUUCGGGGGGUCGUCAUGGGUGUGUUGGGGAAGUUGUAGGCGCUGGUUUAGUCGUCGUCGUUCAUGCUGCUUAGUCAUGGGUCAGAGGUAUAAAAACAAACUUUUGAUAUCGGUUUCAUUGCAUCGCAUUCGACCGUGGGCGAUCACUGCGCGCUACAAGUAUGAUUCUUAGCUCCGCCCAGUUGUAUAUGGGUCACUCCACUGAUGUUGGUGAUGAGAGUAAUUGCAG